This is a messenger RNA of Polypterus senegalus (gray bichir), 8670 nucleotides long. RefSeq names its product nuclear factor of activated T cells 1 (gene nfatc1). Gene Ontology annotation, molecular function: transcription factor binding; DNA-binding transcription factor activity, RNA polymerase II-specific; RNA polymerase II cis-regulatory region sequence-specific DNA binding. The record is from RefSeq and is a predicted model, not a curated record. The transcript is spliced from 10 exons. Bases 442 to 3276 code for a protein of 944 amino acids. Gene Ontology annotation, cellular component: transcription regulator complex. NCBI's taxonomy places the organism in Eukaryota, Metazoa, Chordata, Cladistia, Polypteriformes, Polypteridae. Gene Ontology annotation, biological process: cytokine production; calcineurin-NFAT signaling cascade; regulation of transcription by RNA polymerase II.
GAGAUCCAGUGUGUUACUGCGAGACUCUCGGCAGGCGAGGCAGGCAGAGGCUGCAAAAACAUACACAGCAAAAGCCAGCCAGUCAGUGUCUCAGAGGAAAGGCAGCCCUCAGCUAAAAAAACUCGAGCCUCUCUCACUCCCAGGCGCACACGCACACAGUCCCCGCUGCGCAAUCCCAGCGUGCCCACUGGAGCGCUCCUUCAGACGGAAGGGCUCGCGAGUUGGCAUCACAAUAAACCGCUGCUGCUGCUGCCGCUGCUACAGACGCUUCUAUUCUACUGCCUCCAAAAAACGGUUCGCUUCUUCAACACUUUGCCCCCAUCAUCCAUCUGCACCCCCGGUCCGUCCUUUUGCACGUUGACUUUCUUUUUUUUUUUCUUUUUUUUUUCCACUGUACUAUACUUCAGAGUUUCAGAGGGGAAGGCGAACCAAUCGGGUUGAAUGCAGGACAAUAAUAAUAAUAACGUGAGCGUCUCUUCAAACUUUGCACUCGGACCUCUGGUUUCUUCCACUCUGGCAAAAGAAACUUUAGGAUUGCAUUUAUUCUCCUCCUUCAGCAACAUGAAAUCGGCGGAAGAAGAAGCCUUCGGCUAUACAAGUUCCAACAUCAGCAUCUCCUUACCUCUGGGGAAUCCCUGUCUGGUCACACCCUACAACAACAUACAGUCCAGUCCUGUAAUUUCUGUAUCUUCCGGUCAUCAGGCGACGUAUGGCGGCCAUGUGGAUAGCCUAACCUCGAGCUACUGUCUCCCACCUAUUCGGCCGAAUGGAGCUCCAGCUUUGGAAAGCCCCAGGAUUGAAAUUACCCCUUACCCAAUCGGGCUACACAGUCAAUACAAUCAAGAGGAUGAGGCCGAAGAAAGCAUCCCAAGUGCUAAGAGAGCAAACUCGAUUGUCACUCUGUCGUUACCGAAUGCCGACAACUACAGGGAUCCCAGCUGCCUCAGUCCAGCAAGCAGUUUAUCUUCUAGAAGCUGCAAUUCCGAAGCUUCUUCUUAUGAGUCGGGCUACUCCUAUAAUUAUGACAACUCCCCCCAGAAUUCACCUUGGCAGUCUCCUUGUGUUUCACCUAAGGGCACUGCACAAGAUGGACUGCCAGCAUGCACGCUUAUCAACUCUCCAAGACACUCUCCAUCUACGUCUCCCAGAACCAGCGUCACGGAUGAGACCUGGUUCACCACACGCAAUUCACGUCCUUCUUCGCCUUGUGGGGGGAAGAGAAAGUACAGUUUCAACGGCGUCUCCUACAGGCACCAGUCAUAUUCUCCUCAGCACUCUCCGACACCCUCGCCACAGACCUCUCCCAGGGUCAGUGUGACAGAUGAGACUUGGUCUGUCACCACCAAUCAGUACACCAAUUCUGCCAUUGUGGCAGCCAUCAAUGCCCUCUCCACCGACAGCAGCGUUGAUUUGAACGAUGGCAUCCCAAUGAAGUCUAGAAAGACCCACAAUGACCAUAGCCCCACUAUGAGCUUAAAAGUGGAACCAGGUGGAGAUGAUGGCAGCACGAUUCCUUCCCCCUUGGACUUGGGAGUUGAAGAAUUCCAAAAUUCUCGAAUGCCCUUCAAGAAAGAGCAUUUCUGUGGGGAGUUUUUGUCGGUGCCACAGAAUCCCUAUACGUGGUCAAAGCCAAAGCCAUAUAUCAGCCCCUCUUUGCCUGCACUUGACUGGCAGCUGCCAUCUUGCUCAGGACCUUAUGAACUGCAAAUUGAAGUGCAGCCCAAAUCUCAUCACCGGGCUCAUUAUGAGACGGAAGGAAGCAGAGGAGCGGUAAAGGCGUCUGCUGGAGGACAUCCUGUUGUGCAGCUUCACGGUUAUAUGGAAAACGAGCCACUCACCCUCCAGCUGUUCAUCGGGACAGCAGACGACCGCCUGUUGAGACCACAUGCCUUCUACCAGGUCCAUCGCAUCACCGGCAAGACCGUGUCGACAGCCAGCCAUGAAGUGAUGCUCUCUAACACCAAGGUGCUGGAAAUCCCACUCUUGCCUGAAAACAACAUGAGAGCCAUAAUCGAUUGUGCUGGAAUCCUGAAGCUGCGAAACUCCGAUAUCGAGCUCCGCAAAGGGGAGACAGACAUCGGUCGCAAAAACACUCGGGUGCGAAUGGUCUUCCGGGUGCACAUAAGUCAACCUAAUGGCCGAACCAUCUCUCUGCAGGCAGCGUCCAACCCCAUCGAGUGUUCCCAGCGAUCGGCCCAAGAGCUUCCACUGGUGGAGAAACAGACUUUGGACAGCUUUGCAGUCACUGGAGGAAAGAAGAUGGUUCUGAAUGGACACAACUUCCUUUCUGACUCCAAAGUGAUCUUUGUGGAGAAGGCCCCAGAUGGCCACCAUGUAUGGGAGAUGGAGGGAAAAGUUGAUAAGGACGCCUUUAAGCCAACCCAGCUUCUGGUUGAGAUCCCACCCUACCGAAAUCAGAGGAUAAGCAGUCCGGUCCAAGUGCAUUUUUACGUCUGCAACGGGAAGCGGAAGAGAAGCCAAUACCAGCGAUUCACGUAUCUUCCAACCAAUGUUCCAAUAAUAAAAACGGAGCCGACAGAUGAUUAUGAACUCUCUCCGAUCUGUGGACCGGUGGCUCCUGGACUAAGCACUGUAUCUAAAUCUUUCUACAACCAGCAAGUUCUGACCACCCUGAUGCCUUCAGAUCCCAGCCCUUGCUUCAUGGGAAAUUUUUCAUCCUGCCACCAGAGAAACACUGUGAUGCUGUCAGGGUCCCCCACUUUGAACUCUAACUCCAAGCUGAACGAGCUCUCCUCUUCCGCCUACAGCAAAUGCCUUAGCAGCAUUGGGCACAACCAGCUUGCUGGCGUCCAGCAGCCCAGUGCAGGUGUUCCUAUUAUCCAGGAGGUGCCUUCAAGAGCCAUAGAUGUGCCCUCAAGCUCCCCUGAUCAGUCAUCUCUCAUCAUGCUGCAGCCUCAGGUGAGUCGCCAUCUGAGCAGUAAUUCUCAUGACUUGCGACAAACUCUCUAUCCCAACAGUCCGUCUUCUUCUCCGGUUCCUUCCAAUACCCAGGAGGCACCCUACGGUCAGGCCUACAGCCCAUCCCAUUCCUCAACAUCCAUGACCCAAGGACAGCAGCACCAGAAGACUCCACAAAACAGUCCUCCCACAAAUCAUCUGGGUUCACUGCCAGGCUUAGAGGAAGAAAACAGUGAGACCUCAUUGCCAGUUACAGUCAAGCGAGAGCCAGAAGAGCUGGACCAGAUGUACUUAGAUGACGUAAAUGAAAUCAUAAGGAACGAUCUUUCAAGCACCUCCAUUCACAGCCAUGCAUAAAGUUUCAAGCUAUCCUAGGAAUUGCUGAAAUCAUCCUGGAAAAGGAUAAAAAAAAAAAGAAAUCUCCAAAGCACAGUGACUUAUUAAAACACAUGAAAUAUGCAACCAAGGAAAACAAUCAUACACGUGUAACUGCAGGAAUCGUAUGUAAUCUCAUUUAAAUGACUAACUGAUCUUCCAGCCUUGUUGAAUGUCUUAAGAAAAAAAGCCUUACCUCUGUCAGCAACAGUACACAAAGAACCUGAUGGCCUUAAACAAAGACACGGACUAACUCCUUGAUAGGAUUAUUUUUAUUGUUGUUGUUUUGUUGGCUUUUUUUUAAUAAAAAUCAAUUUACGAAAAAAAAAAAAGGAUUGGACUUCACAGCCAAUAAGGAGAUUGGACUUCAACGCCAGCCAAUUAGGAGACUGCACCUGUUCCGACCCGUCUGUGGCACAGUUUGAUUAAACGUCUGAUAGUUGGUGGACGUGCCUUAAAGUUUUCUUAUAUUGUACAAACAAAGACAAGAUGCAUGUAAGAGACAUUGAACGUGAGGACACUCAUUUUUUUUUUCUUUAUAAGAAAUUAUGUUUACAAGUAAAUCAAAAAAGAAAUCGAUAAAUGACAUUUACGCUUGUGCUGUGCUUUAUUUUAUUUUAUUUUUUACUAUAAAUGUAAAUGUUCUUGGUAUAAGGUUUGCUGUUAUUGUAUUCCAGGCCUUCAUCCAAAUUUUACGAAGCUUCUCUCUUAGGCGAGAAGUUUUGCUGCAGAAACUGUAAAGUCAAUUCACUGCCAAAAGGAGUUUAUUGUUAGAGUGCCUUUUUACGGCUCUCCUUGUCAUGCUUCCUGCGAUCGAUCAGUUGUCACUGAUCAUCUCCAUAAAACGUGAUAUUGACGUACAGUGCACUCAUUUUUACAGAAGGCUACGUGACAAAUACUUCUGCUUAAGUGCAGAACUCAAUCCGCCACAGUGCCUGUCGAAGUGUUGUACAGAUGUCGUUUCAGAACGACGAGACAAACGCACGACCAUCUUAUUCAUUGAGGCGAGUUAGACCCAAGUUUAAACAGCACAAAUCUGAGACUUUAACACAAAGCACAUUUAACUGCGUAAAGUGUGAUCUGAAAUAUUUAUGUGCAUAUCAUCAACAAACCGUUAGACUCGUUAGUAAUAUUUUAUGAAUCUCAUACUUUUGAUACUAAAUUAUUUAAGCAGUCUGAUCAUUUGUCAGAUCUUCACAACAUCCUAAGAUGAAGUAGUGUUCGUGACAUCUUUAUUAUUUCCUUCUCAUCUCUGAAUGGAAAAUAUAUAUAUAUACAUAUAAACCAUGUUAUGUCAUUUUAUUUAUUUGGCAGCAGCCUUUAACCGAGAUGGCAAUACUAUACAAGUGUUCCUUUAUAUUUUAUUUUUUUACAGCAGGAGAUCAACCUGGUUAGGCUACCUACAAAAAUAUUAUAAAAUAUAUUCUCACAGACAGCCGUAGAAUCAUCGACCACAUAAAUAAGUUGUGUGGUAAGAAGUAGGACUUGAGGGAUGUUCGAAAGUCAACUCAGUGUGUUUAGGGAAAUUAAUCUGACGGGACUGACGAGCUUUGUUGACCUGAAAGACCUGUUCUCGUAAAAAACUGUUGAGAAUGUGUAAUGUUCAGGACCACAUUUCGACAUUUCGCACUUUGUAAUUGUAGACAGUAUCAACAAAUCGAUUAUGAAAAACUUGUUUGAAAUAUAUCACAAAUCUCAUAGUUUUGAUAUGAAAUUAUUGAAGUAGUCUGAUCAUUUGUCAUAUUUUCACAACCAUCGGCUUCACAACAUCUUUAUUUUAUCCUUCACUUCAUCGAGGUGAGUUAGACCCAUAUUGAAAUAGCACAAAUCUGAGACUUUUACAUAAGAUGCAUUUAACCGCGUGAAUGGUAAUCUGAAAUAUUUCAACAAAUCGAUUUACGUUAAACUCGUUAGUAAUAUUUUGUGAAUCUCGUACUUUUGAUACUAAAUUAUUUAAGCAGUCGAAUCGUUUGUCAAAUCUUCACAAUAUCUGUAGCAGAUGAAGUAGUGGUCACAACGCCUUUCCUUCACAUCCCUAAUUGGGAAAAGCAAAUUCUAAGACUGUUAUGCCAUGUUGCGUCUUCACUAUAUUUAUUUGGCAGCUGCGUUUAACUGAGAUGCUAAUACUACACAAGAGUUUCUUUAUAUUUUUUUACCGAUGGAGAUCGGGCUGGUUUGGUAACUUGCACAAACGUUAGAAAGUGUAUAUUCGCACCGACAGCCAUAGAUUCAUGGAACAGAUAAACAAGUCGCGUGGUCGACAGCUGGACUUUAGGAGUCUCCGAAAAUCAUCUUGAUGUUUCAGGAAAUUAAUCCGAUGGGAUUGACAAGCUUAUUUGGCUCACGUGGCCUGUUCUCAUAAUGUUCUAAUGCUCGAGACCACUUUUCGCACUUUGCAAUGCAAGAUUUACGAAAAACUCAUUUGUAAUAUAUCACAGUUCUCGUAGUUUUGCUAUGAAAUUAUUUAAGCAGUCUAAUCAUUUGUCAGAUCUUCACAAUAUCUUAAGCGGACAAAAUAGUGUUCAUGACAACUUUAUUGCAUCUCUGACUUCACUGAAUUGGAAUAACAAACUUUAAGACUGUUAUGCCAUUUUACCUUAUUAUAUUAAUUCAGCAGCUGCCUUUAAUCAAAAUGGUUAUGCUAUACAAGAGUUUCUGUAUAUUUUUUUACUGAGAACAGAAAAACAAGUUGUGUGGUCGACAGUUGGACUUUAGGAAUUUUCGAAAGUCAACUCAAUGUUUGGAGAAAUUAUGCUGAUAGGAUUGACGAGCUUUGUUGGGCCGAAUGGCCUGUUCUUGUCAAAUCUAUUGUGAAGUUCUAAUGUUAAGGACGAUAAUUUCACAUUUCGCACUUUUUGGAACUGUAGACAGCAUCAACAAAUCGAUUACGGAAAACUUAUCUAUAAUAUCAUACGAAUCUAGUAGUUUUGAUAAUAAAUUAUUUAAAUAGAAUAACAGUUUGUAAAACGUUACCAAUAUUUUAGACUGAUUAUUUCAUCUGUAUCAUAACAUUUUAAAUGAGAAUCGCACUCUUACAGUGUCUAUGUUCAAUAAGGCAGACGACAACAAGCGGCCUAAUGUGUUUUGUGUGAGAAUCUCGCAGAUCUCGCAAACAAGUUACCAGGCACCCACUUAUCUGUAUACAACAGCCUGACAGGACUCUAUCUAGUUUUGACACUUGAGUGUCUUUUUUGACUAAUGUUUACCCUUUCCUUGCCCGUCAAUUUCAUUUCUAGGCAGAACAGAUGGCUAAAAUUUCAACCCGAUUUUAACAACCAAAAAUGAUCUCAAAACAUCUGUGAAAAAAUCUCAGAUUACUCGUGUCGCAUAAUCCAAAUGUCAGUUAUCCAGCUGUAUGCUCAGAAAACUCCUAACACCAUCCAUCCAUCCAUUAUCCAACCUGCUAUAUACCCUAACUACAGGGUCACGGGGGGUCUGCUGGAGCCAAUCCCAGCCAACACAGGGCGCAAGGCAGGAAACAAACCCCGGGCAGGGCGCCAGCCCACCACAGGCUAAAUUAACCAUUUCUGUAAAAUCUUCUCAUGGGUGACAAAAAAAUAUGCGUGUUGUGGAUGUUGUGAACAUAUGAGUGGGUAACCGACAUGUGGAUUAUGCAAAGUAAUUCGAGAUUUUUUUUUAAGGGAUGUUUCGAUGUUGCUUGCUUUAUUGUUAAAAAUCUGGAAGCCCGUUGUAUCUGGAAUUUUGUUAUCUCUGUUCUGGAUGAAAACAUGUAGUUAAAAGUUUUUAUUCUCAGCCAUCAGUACCUAUAGUGUGAGGUGAGUAAUGCAUCCCUUUUUGGAUGGAGUAUUCCUUAAAAAGUUAAACGCUGUAGUCUACGAGUCUACUGAGUGCUGAAUUUUACAUAACGUUUUUUCCAAUAUGAGCUCGAUCUCGACACUGAUUUUAGGAAAUGGUCGCUUAUUUCGCUGUAAAUGGCAAACCGAACAGUCGACUGAUAAAUGUAUUAUGGAGAAGUCUUGAAAUCUUUACAAAGUGGCGCUUCCUUUGAGUACGACUUUUCGCUAACACCAGAAAGCCACUCCACCCAUAAAUGUACUCAGUUUUUUUGCGGUUUGACAUUAAAACUUUAAAAUCCUGACAAUCCAAAAAAAAAAAAAUCUUUCAUCAACACCACACAUAUUUUGAAUUACAUUUUCAUGAAACCAAAUUGCAACUGCUUGUAAAUAUAGCACUUUCGUUCAUUUUAUUUCUUACUUUUGUGAAGUUAAUCCAAAUCUCGGACAAUCUUUCUUGGCUUACUCCAAGAUCUAGCAAUAGCAGCUCAGUUGAUACCAAAGCCUUGAGAACUUCCACCUGCUAGUCACAGUCCUUCACCAUGACGUAAUAUUUUCAGUUUGCGAGUAGGAUGGCUAAGAAGCUAUGCAAGUGUCUCAUAGUGAGAAUUCAGUUGCGAUUUAAAUGACCUUUUAAAAUUAACUUGCUAGCAAACCAGUUGAUCUUUAUAUGUUUAAUGGAGUUCAGAAUAAAAUGCUUCAUUCGAUACUAAGUAGCAUUUCUAUAUAGUAGAUGUGUAUCAUUUUAGGGCAUGUCGAUCCUAUGCAUUAUAUUAUAAAUUUAGAUUCAUAUAUACAGUGAACAGCAUAUUGUAUGCAAAUAAACAGUUAACAUUUUUACGUGUGUAGAGUAGUUUGUAGCAUGGUUUCAUUUGUAUAUAGAUAUCGAUGAAUAUAAAUUAUUGUGCCUUAGCCGGUCGAUCGUGUUCUGUGCUAGACCUGGUUACAUUAUUACUGAGUCACGUCGGUUUGGUUUUAUUUUUUUCAGGCUUCUGAUGCUAAGGCACAUGGUGAAAUGUAUUUCCUUCUAAAUAUAAUGUAUUUAUGGGAAUUUAAAGAAAUGAUGUUUUCUGUAUUCACAAUGUCUUACUUGUGAUGCCAUAUUGGUAAUAUUUGCACAUUACUGUGAACUCUAAAAUGAAAUAUGGCUUCUAAUCCUGGGGAUGUAUGUAUAGGAGUUAUCCAGAUGACCCGUAUCUGUCUAUGUAAAUUGUUUUAUUGUACUGAUAGUUCUCAGAUCUGUAAGCCUAACUUUUGCAUGUAUGUUUCUUUUAUAAAGGGCUGACUUUUUCUGUGCAUGCGGUCAGAUUUUUUUUUUUUUCUAUUAACAAAAGUUACCUCAUUAAAGGAACCUUUCAUGAGGUGAUGAACUGACUUUACUGUGUGGUAUGCAGCAGUUCACAUGGACAGGCGGAAACGUCUAAAAAAAAAAAAAAAUAAGACCCAUAAUUUGAUCAAGCCAGUCUCUUUCUCCCUCUCUCUCGUUUUGGUCAAGGACAGCCAUACGUCAAGUCUGGGUUUCUCCCAGAAUUCUGUCAAAAACUGAUCCAAAGCUUGUGUUUCUCCCCAAGUUCUCUGAAAA